Dreissena polymorpha is the source of this 904-nucleotide messenger RNA. RefSeq lists its product as uncharacterized. The record is from RefSeq and is a predicted model, not a curated record. Lineage: Eukaryota; Metazoa; Mollusca; Bivalvia; Myida; Dreissenidae. The coding region runs from base 437 to 886 and encodes 149 amino acids. The transcript has 3 exons.
CAGUCUUCGAAUUAGCCUAUAAGCCCGAAGCCCGAGUCGAUUUUUUGGCCGGUCGGUCGAUCAUAAAUGCAUAUAAAAUAGCCCGACCGGUCGAUUAAAUUUUUGAGCGUAAAAUUGUAAACAUAGUGAAAUAAUUACAUGAACACCGGUCAGUCACUUCGGGUUAAAGGCGUAUCGGUCAAUGGAAGUAGUCGGUACAAAUCGUUAGCCAAUAAACACGUCCGUGUUCCACUCUUACGGGACUCCGGAGAUGGACGUAGUGUUACGAUUGGUCCGUUUGUUCAAAGCGGACAUCGACGUAUGAUGACUCAUUAAAAAAAAAUCCUUGCGUUAAAAUCGCGCUCAAGAUGGCGUUCAGCCAACUUCGAUACCAGAUACUUGUUUUAUUUAUAGAUAUCCAUUCCAAGACAGGCAGAAGCUGACUUGGGUCACUGUAAUGGGCAGCAUGGCGGAUCAGCAACUAUAUGCAGUGUUCACACUGAUUGACAUUACUCUGGCCCUGCCCCCCACCUCUGUCAAGUGCGAGACAUCAUUCUCCGCCAUGAAGCUCCUCAAGAACAAGCGAAGGGGCCGUCUCCGUGCUGGACGCCUCAACGAUGUGAUGAUGGUGAAGCUCACGUCUCCAUCCAUCAAUGAAUUUGACCCAGACCUUGCGAUCAAGCACUGUAUGACUUCAACACCCAGUGGACAACCCCGCAGAAUCAAGAGAGAAGCCCCAGGAUCCCAAGGGGACUGUAUCGUGGUGUCAGAAGAGGACGAAAAAGAUGUUGCCAGCAACAAGGUGCCAGAGAACUCAGAAUAUGAAGAUGAUGAUGAUGAUGAUGACGAUGAAGAUAUGGAGAUGUCGGCGGAGCAUGCCUUUUCUGUUGUUUUGAAAAAUGAAUAAUAAAUGUUGUAAAUGGGA